Molecule: messenger RNA, 1638 nt
Organism: Rhodofomes roseus
Lineage: Eukaryota; Fungi; Basidiomycota; Agaricomycetes; Polyporales; Fomitopsidaceae
Product: ArfGap-domain-containing protein
Exons: 5
Coding region: 74-1378 (434 amino acids)
Biological process (GO): regulation of ARF protein signal transduction; regulation of endocytosis
Cellular component (GO): Golgi membrane
Molecular function (GO): GTPase activator activity
Source: RefSeq, a predicted model, not a curated record
CCCACGACAUUGCCUCCUCACCGCAUCCACCGCCCUUCUCUCCGCCUCGCCCACCAGCCACCCACUGCCCACCAUGGACCAGGCAGUCGCAAAGCGCACGCUCCAGGAACUCAUAAAGCGCGAAGAGCUCGACAACAAGAGGUGCAUCGAUUGCUCGAACCCGAAUCCACAGUGGGCUUCUCUCAGCUUCGCCGUCUUCUUGUGCCUCCAAUGUGCAGGUGUCCACAGGGGCUUCGGCGUUCAUGUCAGCUUCGUUCGUUCGGUCUCGAUGGACACAUGGCAUGAGGAGCAGAUAAAGCGAAUGCAGCUCGGUGGGAAUGCACCCUUCAGAGAGUUCAUACAGACGUACCCGGCGGACACAGGCGGAUAUACGCAGGGCAUGAACUCAUACGACACCUAUCACUCCUGGGCCGCUUCACAAUACAGAGAGAAGCUGGAUGCCGAGCUCGCCGGCAAACCUUGGGCACCGUCAGCACCUCCUGAGGGCUUUGGGUCCCCCAACAAUACCACAAGCCCGGCGGGCCGUCCAUCCUCGGCACAGGGCCUCCGAAAAUCUCGCGCGUCUGCCCGUAAUAGCACAGGUCGUUCAGCCUCCCCGGCCUCCUUCGGCAGUCGAAACUCGCCCGCCCCGAGUAGUCCAAUGACGCCGUCCGCGUUUGACGACCAGAAGGCUAGGAACGAAUCCUACUUCGCUGGUCUUGGCAACGCCAAUGCUUCUCGUCCUGAGGACCUGCCUCCGUCUCAGGGUGGUCGGUAUCAAGGCUUCGGGAGCACUCCGGCACCUGGGCCAGGCUCUCAACACCCUGCAUACGGUCUCUCUUCACGUGCGGCGCCCUCGCUCUCCGAAUUGCAGGAGAAUCCCACUGCAGCCCUGAGCAAAGGGUGGUCUCUAUUUUCCGCUGCUGUCGCAGGCGCAACGAAAGCCGUAUCCGAGAACAUCAUCCAGCCAGGCAUGGAGAGAGUCACGGAUCCGAACUUCCAGCAGAGCGUCAAGGGUUACGUAUCCGAAGCAAGCAAGCGCGCGGCUGACGCAGGACGCAGCGCGAACAUGUGGGGGAGGAGCACCCUUGGCGUCGACGUGGCGGGGCAGGUUGGCGGAGUGGUGGGUACUGUGAAAGACACGGUGACGGGCGGUCCGGCUCGGAGAGGAUACAGUUCCGUUGGCCCUGGUGGCUAUGGCGAUGGGGAGACGUCCGCACUCUACCAGGAUUACGAUGACGAAGAAGACUUCUUCAACAACUACAACAAUAAUCCGAACCGCGGCCAUGGCAGCCUCGCAUCGCAGGUCUCCCCGAUAUCUCCGGCUAUGCACUCUCCAGCACCCGCAGCGAAGGCAGCCAAGAAGGAUGACGAUUGGGAUGAGUGGAAGGAUUUCUAAUGUAUCUGGCGAAUAGUACUGGAUACCUGGAUAUUAUUUAUCGUCUCGGGAAUGGAAGUGGGUAUAUGAGGGAUUUGCCCUGCAAUGCUGUACGUUGCAGUCAAUUUAGACAGCGGUAUCUGAGUUAUGCUGUGCCUGGGACUACAACGAGGUGCAACUUCUACGUCUUCCGCUGGGGUUCGAAGGCCGAGUACCGCUGAGGCUGUGCCACAGCACUGACCACCUACCUGCUGGCAGCGUCAAAUCUAAGUGUAUAAAUG